AUGCCUUCCGACAAGCAAAAUCACGCCGUCCUUACUUCCACUAUAUCCAAUGGGUGUCCCAUUAGCGAUCCAAAAGCCAUGCUCAAGAUGGAAAAGUUUGGCCCCAACUUGCUUCAAGACCACCAUUUGGCUGACCUUUUCGCUCACGUUCGAAGUGAGCGAAUUCCAGAACGUGUGGUCUAUGCCAAAGGUACUGUAAAUAUGGCUAUUUUGAAGUUACCGAUGAUGUAUCUGGCUUGGUGA
Molecule: messenger RNA, 243 nt
Organism: Debaryomyces tyrocola
Lineage: Eukaryota; Fungi; Ascomycota; Pichiomycetes; Serinales; Debaryomycetaceae
Source: the annotation of a GenBank genome assembly